Molecule: messenger RNA, 1711 nt
Organism: Drosophila serrata
Lineage: Eukaryota; Metazoa; Arthropoda; Insecta; Diptera; Drosophilidae
Gene: kni
Product: knirps
Biological process (GO): regulation of DNA-templated transcription
Molecular function (GO): DNA-binding transcription factor activity; zinc ion binding; sequence-specific DNA binding
Source: RefSeq, a predicted model, not a curated record
GUGUCAGUUACACACAUCGAGAGUGCGUCGGAAAUCUCAAUAUUCAGAGUGUUAUAUCGUCUUCAAGACUCAAGAAACUCAGUGAUCAGUGAUCGAACAGUGACUCCUCAAGAAAAAAAUAAUAAUAAUACAGCAAAAACAGUGAGAAAAAUCGUGCAGCAACGAUCGCGAAUCGCUGCAAUUAAAAAGUUGCCAUAAAAUCCAGUGCGCAGCGGAAAAUAAAAAAGAAUCUAAAAAGAUGAACCAGACAUGCAAAGUGUGCGGUGAGCCGGCGGCGGGCUUCCAUUUUGGCGCCUUCACCUGCGAGGGCUGCAAGUCCUUCUUUGGCAGAUCCUAUAACAAUAUCAGCACCAUUAGCGAGUGCAAAAACGAGGGCAAGUGCAUCAUUGACAAGAAGAAUCGCACCACCUGCAAGGCCUGUCGCCUGAGGAAAUGCUACAAUGUGGGCAUGUCCAAGGGCGGAUCACGCUAUGGUCGUCGCUCCAACUGGUUCAAGAUACACUGCCUCCUCCAGGAGCACGAACAGGCAGCGGCAGCGGCUGGCAAGGCGCCACCUACCUCGGUGGGCGGAGCUCCAUCGGCCUCAUCGCCCGUGGGAUCACCACACACACCCGGAUUUGGUGACAUGGCCGCCCAUCUGCAUCACCAUCAUCAGCAGCAGCAGCAGCAGCAGCAUCAUCAGCUCCAGAGCCAACAGCAUCAGCUCCAGAAUCAGCAGCGUCACCCGCAUAUCCCUCUGCUGGGCUAUCCCAGUUACCUGCCCGAUGCCGCCCUGCCCUUCUUCAGCAUGAUGGGCCAGCACCCAUCGCCCUUCCAACUGCCGCCGCACCUGCUCUUCCCCGGCUAUCAUGCCAGUGCCGCCGCUGCAGCAGCCUCGGCAGCGGAUGCAGCCUACCGCCAGGAGAUGUACAAGCACCGCCAGAGCGUGGACUCCGUGGAAUCGCAGAGCCGCUUCAGUCCGGCCAGCAAUCCGUCGGCUGCCAUGCCUCAGUCCACACCCUCGGCCCGCCAGUCGCCCAUUGAUGUGUGCCUGGAGGAGGAUGUGCAGUCCGUGCAUAGCCAGCAGUCCGGCAGUCAUCUCCUGCAUCCGGUGGCCAUCCGAGCUACGCCCAGCACCCAUCAUCUCCAUUCCACGCCCAGCAGUCCCCUGAGUUUUGCCGCCAAAAUGCAGAGCCUUUCGCCGGUUUCCGUGUGCUCCAUUGGUGGAGAGACCAGUGCUCCUCCGGCUCCAGUUGCUCCCGCUCCAGUUACCACUCCCACGACUGCAACUGCCACAGCAACCAUUUCCCAGGAUGGACCCAUGGAUCUGAGCAUGAAGACGUCCAGGAGUUCGGUGCAUAGCUUCAAUGACAGUGGCAGUGAGGAUCAGGAGUUGGAGGCGGCGCCAAGGAGGAAGUUCUAUCAACUGGAAGCCGAGUGCCUUAGCAGCAGCAGCUCCUCGCACUCCAACUCCUCCUCCGCCGCAGAGGUGAAGCGCCAGAAACUGGGCGGUGGAGCGGAAGCCACCCACUUUGGUGGCUUUGCAGUGGCUCACAAUGCGGCCAGCGCCAUGCGGGGCAUCUUUGUGUGCGUCUAGGUUAAACUGGAAGAAAAAACCCCAAGGGGGGAGGAGCCCAACUUCUUCCCCUGCUCCUAGUUGUUGUUUUUUAUUUUUUCGCUUAUUUUUGUUAGUUGAAGAAAAUGUAAAUUUUUCAUGUGCACUCGCUCGCAC